Molecule: messenger RNA, 684 nt
Organism: Boeremia exigua
Lineage: Eukaryota; Fungi; Ascomycota; Dothideomycetes; Pleosporales; Didymellaceae
Product: protein-L-isoaspartate O-methyltransferase-like protein
Exons: 2
Coding region: 1-684 (227 amino acids)
Biological process (GO): protein modification process
Cellular component (GO): cytoplasm
Molecular function (GO): protein-L-isoaspartate (D-aspartate) O-methyltransferase activity
Source: RefSeq, a predicted model, not a curated record
AUGGCCUGGCGCUCGUCUGGUUCGACUAAUGCCUCCCUAAUCGCCAACCUCGAAACAAACGGCCUCAUCGAAACUCCCCGGGUCAAAGCUGCCAUGCUGCAGAUCGACCGCGCACACUACGCCCCGCGCAAUCCCUACGACGACCGCCCGCAGCCCAUAGGCUACAGCGCCACAAUCUCCGCCCCGCACAUGCACGCCAACGCCUGCGAGUCCCUGCUCGAGCGCCUGCCGCCGGGCGCCGCUGUCCUCGAUAUCGGGUGUGGCUCGGGCUAUCUGACGGCGGUGCUGGCGACGCUGGUCGGUCCAAGCGGGUCUGUCAUCGGCAUCGAUCAUAUACAGCCGCUGGUUGAUAUGGCGCGCGCCAAUAUGGCGAAGUCGGAAGACGGCCGUAGGAUGCUGGACGAGGGGCAGGUGAAGUUUGUCACGGGCGAUGGGCGUAAAGGCUGGCCAGAGGGCGCUCCGUAUGAUGCGAUUCAUGUCGGGGCUGCGGCGGCCGAGCAUCACCAGGAGCUGACACAGCAGCUGAAGGCGCCGGGGCGUUUAUUCGUGCCUGUGGCGGACGGCGGGCGGCAGCACAUCUGGGUUGUUGAUAAGAAGGAGGAUGGCACCGUGGAGCAGAAGAGGUUGUAUGGCGUGCAGUACGUUCCGCUGACUGAUGCGCCGGAGUCGAAUGAGGGAGGGUAG